GUGCAAACGUGGACAAUGAAGCGCUUACAAAAAGCGCUAGCGUCACAAAUGGUGCUAGUAGUGGUGGUAGUAGUAGAAGCAGUAGUAGUAGUAUCUGCUUGUUACGUCCCCAUGCGGUGAAUAGUUUUUGGUAUAAGAAUUGUAAACUUUCAUAGGCUGUAGUUUAGUAGAGCACCCGCAACGGUUGCCAUCGGAUCAGUCUGCUUGAAUUGGUCUCAUUAACAACCGGCAUGGGAAAUAAGUUUGUUUUAUCAUAGAUUUUCUGCGCGAUAGAUUCAGUAACGAUACAGUAUAACAGUUUUGUUGGAUAACUGCAAAUAUGAUUGCUCAUUUCUUACGCCUGUCGGUGAUAUUCACCAUAUUUUGUAUGGCAACCGCCCAAGAGCGAUGGUCCUGGUCCGGAAGUGGAAAUAGCGACCGAAACAACGAUGCGAAGGGCAAUGCUGAUCGAUACAAUGUACGCAGUGAUGUGCUAGAGUUUCAGGGAGUCGGACCUAAGGCAACUGCAUCCAAUGGCAAAAGAAACACAUUUUCAGAAAGACAAGGCCGCUAUGAGGUGAAAGAAACCACCACCAAACGACCAUCCUUCUCGCGGCCACAGAACGAUGAGUUUUCCGGGGAGUUUGGCGAAGGAAAUCAAUCUAACGAUUUUGGAUUCAAUCAAAAGUUUGGCGGAGGGGGACCUAUUAACGGGCAGUUUGGACCGAACCCGUACGGAAUUAACCAUGGCCUGCAGGGGGCGGUAGGUGGAUUCCCGUUUCCCGGUGGAAACUCACUGGGCGGUGGAUACUAUCCGGGUCAACCACACUUUGGCGGCGGAUACGGCGGUCUGGGGCAUGGAACGGGUGGAAAUGGAAUUCUCGUGGGCCCCGGGGGCCCAACCGGCAUCAUCGGACGUCCCUAUAACCGGUUUCCGUACGGCGGCGGCGGCGGCGGUGGGCCUGGAUUCUAUCCCGGUGGGAACGUACAUCAUCCCUACGGCGGUGGAGGUUUCGGAAAUCCGACAUUCAAUGGACAUCCGGGUGGAUUCUUUUCGCCCGGUGGCUAUCCCUCGGGAGGUUACUUUCCCCAACCAUUCGGGGCAGGUGCGUUAGGGCCGAAACCGUUCGGAGUGUUCCCGGGCGGAUCUCCUUUCGGUCCGCAAUUCGACCAAACUCGGCAAGCGACCAAGAAGGUGGAAAAGAAAUCGAUCUAGAGCGGACCAACCUGUACGAAGCACCCACUCUAGUGCCGCUGGGAUGUUCGUUCGCUUCGUCUGGAUGCUGGGAUUUGUUUGAUGAAGUUCGUGGUUGUAGCAAGCGUCCAAAGCGUUUGUCUUUUUUAUUGUUAGCCGACCUCCUCAGGCAUUGUUACUUACCGAUUGUUGUUAUGACGAUGAUGGAAUAAAACAGAGCUCCAAAAAAUGUCC
Molecule: messenger RNA, 1408 nt
Organism: Anopheles stephensi (Asian malaria mosquito)
Lineage: Eukaryota; Metazoa; Arthropoda; Insecta; Diptera; Culicidae
Product: keratin, type II cytoskeletal 2 epidermal
Exons: 5
Coding region: 320-1195 (291 amino acids)
Source: RefSeq, a predicted model, not a curated record